Messenger RNA from Hymenoscyphus albidus, 4556 nucleotides. The record is from the annotation of a GenBank genome assembly. NCBI's taxonomy places the organism in Eukaryota, Fungi, Ascomycota, Leotiomycetes, Helotiales, Helotiaceae.
CAAAACCAAACCCCUCGGCUCUUCUUAUCAUUAUCAGAUUAUCUGGCGGAUUGCAGAUUGGCACAGCAAACGGAGCAUCAAAUCUCCCCGGCCAGUUGGUGGCUUAUAGUGGCGUCAUUUAAUUGCUUUUUUCGCUGAAGGAACGAGAACGCGUAACACACCAUUGGACUUGUUCGCAUGUUGUUGCACCUUAGAGACAGAACAGACUUCAAUUCACUGAGCUUUGUCAGCAAUACUUGUACAGAUAUCAUUCACCUCACACCUACACUGGCUCGUCCUUGUGCGACCUUGUACGACCUUGUACCUGCUUCCAGACUGCUCAAUUGGCAAAAAACGCGAAAAGCUCUGACCCUCCAAACUCAAUUUACACGCGAUUUUUGGCGUACAAGUGGACCGACCACUGUUGGACCCAGCAGGUACAGGUAAAUUUACACUAGAGAACCUUAACAUAACCCACCACCCAAAUCUACCACUUGGACCCCUGGUGCAAUCUUCACCUUCAAGAACGAUCUCCAUCAGACUUUCCACUCUCUUCCCCCCAAUGCGACGCACCUCUUUCCUCCACUACGCUCUCUUAGAGGUGCCAGUCUUGCGAUCUACUUGCGCCUUACCAUAGUUUGCAACAACAUCAAAAUAAGCGCCAUGGCCAUGCAACCACCCCCGCCCUCGAGUUAUUCGCUCCGAGUACAGCUCUACCCAGCUCCAAGCUUCGCGACAAACGACAGACCAAUUCGCUCUUUUAGAGUCGUCACCCGACCAGAUGCGACCGUUCGAGAGUUUUGCGCCGAGGCCUCGAGAAUUCAUAAGAUGAAUUAUGGAGAGUAUGUUUUCCCUCUUGCGCCGGGUCUUCGUAGUGGAAGGUGGACUUUUUGCUAACUUGCUCGUGCUGCGCAGGCCACUUGCGAUCAAGAGAUGUCAAGAUGAGAAAGAGUUUGAUAUAUUUCAAGAUGAUAUUCUAGGGACCUUGUUCCAAAACCUCGAGAUCAUUCGCAUGGUACAAGCUUCUGCAAGACCAAAUCCGCGCGACUCGGUUCCUCCUACUUCCACCUUGCGAUAUCGACCAGACAAUUUUGCCGCACUCCCUCCUACAUCUGCACCGCUACAGAUCGAAGCCCCUAAAAAUCAUGCUCAAGGCACGGGUCGAAAGAGGGGUAGAGAGAGUAGUGUUGUUCGGACAACCUCAAAUAAGAAACAGAGAAGAUCGGGUCCGGAUCCUGACCUUCCUCUGCCUUCUUUGGAAUCUCCGUCGCAAUUACAUGGACCACAGAGUAGAAACGAACCGUCGUUGCCAGGACUCAAUGAGCAAACAGCCGACUUGAAUAUGUUCCCUAGUUCGCAGGGUAGUUUGGACUUGGAUCUGAAUACUGGAUCGAUCAACACCGUGCGAAAUGUAAGAGUUGACCAGCCAGAAAUCCCCGAGACUCCGUCCCCUCCUCCCUCAAGUCCGCAUGACCAUCCUAGCUAUAGAAGCCCAUCAACUGAUUUGAAGUCCCGAAAGUCUACAAUUCCAAAUCCAGUCGAGAGAUUGAGUAGUACAACCAUGAAAAAACUCAAACCCAUAGCAGUACCCGCGAACGAGCAAGCAAAAAUCCCGAACACAUCAUAUCCGAGGGCGAAUAGUGCAAGCUAUCAUAUUCCUGGAGGCGAACGAGGAACGUCGGUGUCUACAGCAGCAACGAGUCCGCUUUCAUUGUCAGAGCAAGGCCAGGCUGUAAAUGGAAAACCGGCGGGGGCGGUUAAGCGGAAGAGUCUUGGCUCCUCGACAAAUGGUAUACCGAAGUCAGCCGAAAAGGUUGUUAAUGGAAAUAUUAAUGGAAAUGGACGAUCUCCAAAACAGAAGGAUAUCUUUGACAUAUCUGAUGAUUCGGAGCAGGACGAACCUGACAGUGCCACGCAAGCAAACGAGAGUUUGAAUAGAGCAAGACAAUUGAAAAUUGCCAAGAAUAGUUCAAAGCCCGGUCUCCCUGGUAUAGACUAUGCGAAGAACUUUGCAAAUAGAAAACCCAACACUCCAAAUGCUUCUCGAAAAAACUCACGAUCUCGCGAUAACGGAUCAAACGGUAAUACUCCUGGAGAAUUACCUCUUACCCCCAGUAGCAAAGAACGUCAUGAGAAACAGAAACAGGACAGUGAAAACGGCAAGAAGCCAAGAGAAGCGGCAGCUUUAGCUGCGGGAAAACGCCAGCGAGAAGCAGAAGAGAAAAAGGCUGCCCAUGAAGCACGAAUCGCGGUGGAAGAACGGUUGAAGCGUGAGGAACAAGAGAAGUUGCAAGAUGGCGAAGCAAAGCGGGCUGCUGAAGCUGAAGCUGCUCGUUCGCGCGUUCUUGCAGAGAAUGAGAAGAAGGAAGCCGAGGAGCUAAAGCGGAAAUCAGAGCUCAAGGUUCAAGAGGCCAAACGAAAGGAUGAGGAAAGGUUAGCAAAAGAAAAGGCAGAAUCCGAACGUCUAAGAAUUGAAGCAGAAGAGGCCAAGCGAAUUCAGGAAGUUGAGGAAGAGCGUAUACGUCGUGAGAGAUCAGUUUCAGCCGCAAAGAAAGCAUGUGAACUUGCCCAAGAUGCGUCAAAAAUGGCAUCCGACGGCUCUGAACCACAUCAAAACAGACGCUCACUUUCCGGUACACCUGGUCCCAAUAUACCACAAUCUUCCACACCUUUUAUUCCUAGUGGUCGAAAAUCUUCUCUCAAAUCAAGUAGAUCUUCUCAGGCACUUGGAAGCUCUCCUUCUGUAUAUUCAAAGUCGCCAGACGUUGGAAUCGAGACACAAAUGCCACUGCCCAAACUGCCUUUUCAGAAGGAAGGUAGACGAAUAUCAUUUGCGGAUGGUACUAAACAGGAAACACCAAUCAAGCCCCCUACCAAGGUGCUACCUCGCAAGGCAGGGAUCCCUCAAACUUCUACACCAAAAACUGUUCCUGCAAGAUCUGUACCAGAAAAGGCAGCAAAAUCUUCGCCAAUACCAUCAUCAUCCAUCCCCGAGCCAUCACCCCAACCUUCAACGCAGCAAGCGUCAAAACCUGCUGCUAGUAAGUCACCUCUUGACCCUUGCUAUAUUUUACCACUAACAAAUAAAGUCCUGCCACCCGCGAGGAAAUCAAUCACGUCCAUUCUACCCCCUGGUGUGGGUAGAUUGAAGGAGAGUACUAGGAAGUCUACCCCCAAGAUUUUACCUCCGCCAAUGAAGCCCUCCCCUCUUGCCCCCAAAAAGGUGUCAGAGGCAAUGCCUCCCCCACCUAAGAAGAUCUCAGCAUCUGUACAAGUCCCAUCCACGCCUUCCAUGGACAACGCUGCACCAAGCAAAACUGCUGCUGAAAAAAUCGCUAAUGCCGAAGAAUCUGAGGAAUCUGAUUCUGAGGCAGAUUCCGAUUUAGAAGAUAGCCCUGGUAAAGUUGUAUCGACUGAAGGUAAAAAGAUUCCACCAUGUCACAAUGAACAUGAAAUAUCUCUGUAUUGGGCUUUCUGACACUCUCAUAGAGAAAUCGAAAUCGCAAACUGCGAAGCCGCUCCCACAAGUAGUUACCAAAGCGGAUGAGACCCCUCGAGACAAAUCUGAUGCAAUUAAGCCAACGUCCGAAAAGGAACUUCCUUCUAUACACCCAGACAAGACUACGUCUGAAUUGGAACUAGCAGAUGAUGAACAAGCUGAUGAUGCCAGCGAUCGCUCAUCUGGUCGGGAUAGCCGUUCACCCAUCACUUUCAGCCAACAUCCUCAGCCUGGGAGAAUACCAAAGCCUAAGCGAGCAGCAUCACCGAGUGACGACAGCAGUUCUGACGAGGAAGAUGAUGAAGACGUGAUCAUGAAGGAUGCUCCCGCUGAGUCAAAAGUUUUGGAUUCGGACUCUGAAUCUAAUGACGGAAGCUCAGAUGAGGAGGAAGAAGAAGCUGAGAAGACAGCAGAAGUUCCUAGAUCAAGUCCCCAACUACCUCACCAUAGAACCUUGGAUAACGCUUCUAUCACGACGGGUAAGGGCGACACCGAUGAGGGGGAUACCCAAGAAGAAAUAGCAUUUCAACUAACAUCUGAUAAUUUUGAAGCUCGACCAACCGUUAUUUUGAGCUCUCUCAAAUACCCACCAACCUCGAGUGCGCCUAGACUACCGUCUUCUAGUGUACAAAAGGAACCGAAGUUCGGCUACGGCGCAAGCUUAUCGCAAUUGAACGUUGAGAAACGUACUGUGGCGACAUCGACGACGAAUGGCAUUGCAGCGCCCCGGACUUUACAGCGGACGUUGAACAAAAACUCGGAUGAGGAAGAAUCGGAAGCAGAAGGGAGUGAUGAAGAUAGCGUUGCUUCAUCAUCUGAUGAGGACGAGGCACCAAAGAAGAAGCCAGUUGAGCCUGUUACCGCGUCUCAAAAGCUCACGCUAAAUGAUGCUUCCGAUAGCGACUCAGAUAGCGAUUCAUCCUCAGUCUCGGAGUCCGAAAGCGUCAAAGAGGCAAAACUUAUACGUGCUAAGCACGAAGCUGAGGUGGCUGCCAUGUCCAAUGUCUCGAAAGCUGGCUACGGAAAAGCGGCGGGGCGAAAGGUUGGAGGGAACAUGUUCUCCAAACCGGGUCUAUGA